This is a messenger RNA of Eimeria mitis, 1293 nucleotides long. RefSeq lists its product as uncharacterized. The record is from RefSeq and is a predicted model, not a curated record. Lineage: Eukaryota; Apicomplexa; Conoidasida; Eucoccidiorida; Eimeriidae.
AUGAAUACAGACUUUUUCCGUCUUCAUCAUGACUUUGCAGAUGAUGCUUCUCUAUCGGAGCUGGAGCUGACCGCGGAAGCAAUCCCAGCACCACCAGCAUCACUGACACCAGCAGAACCAGAAGCAGCAGCAGCAGUUCCUCUCUCAUCAGCAGAUGCUGCUGAGCUCCCCCCACCAGAAGGUCCCCAUCAAAAGAGGCGGCGUUCUGUACACAGGUUGUUGAAAGUUUCUGCAACAGCAUUUCUUGGUUUGUUGCUGCUCUCGGUUAUUGCUGCUCGUUCUGCAUCACCAGACGGCUUGUUUCGAGGCAUAGGAAGAAAGAAGGAGGAAUACAGACCAUCACCACCAGCAUCACCAACAGCACCGCCCCCUGAACAAGCAGAAGAAACCCUUGCAGCAGCAGCAGAACCACCAGCGCAGCGAGAUGCUGUUGAGAAAGCUCGAUGGCGUCUGACUGCUCUCCGUCAGAGUAUACCUGAGGCAGAGGAGUUGGCUACAGUUGUAGGUACAGCAGCUGCACAGGAAGCUGUGCAUCGUCUUCGUCGCAGCACGACGGUGACGGCGAUAGAAAGAGCUGUUGCAGAUUCAUCUUUUUCUGAGUUACUUGAUGAGGCUUUUGCUGCAGUGAAUGCGCUGCAUGCAACAGCAAUAUCUGAGGCAGAUAGUUUACAAAAAACACUCGAUCGUAUACCAGCAGAAGUGCUUAUAGAUGCAUCAGAGAUAAGAGUACUAGAAAGAGCUGCUGCGUCGCAGCAGGUUCGGGGUACUAUAGAGCCCUUCAUGGUGACUAUAAGAAAUGGAGACGAAACAGCAGCAGCUGCAGCAGGAGAAACAGCAGCGUAUGCAGCGUUGCUGCGUACAGAAAUGGAGACGAAACAGCAGCAGCUGCAGCAGGAGAAACAGCAACAGCAGCAGCAACAACAGCAGCAGCAGCAGCAGCAGCAGCAGGAGGAAGAGAAAGAGAAAGAGAAAGAGAAAGAGAAAGAGGAGGAGGAUACAGAAGAGCAGAGACAGAAAGAGAUGAUGCAGCAAGCGCAGCAGCAAAGAGAGCAGCAGGAGAGAGAAGAACUGAAGCUUGCUGCUGCAGCAGAAACACUAACAAGAGCAGAUGAUAUGGUGACAGAGAUAUCUCACCAGCUAGAUGAACACCGGUGGUUUGUGAGGGCUUUGAAAGAGAGUAUAGAUAUUAUAGAGAUGCAGCAAGCAGCAACAGAAGCAGCAACAAAUGAAGCAGCAAUAGAAAGAGAAAGCGCAACUGCAACAGAUAAAACAACAAAUCAGACUAAUGCAUAA